This is a messenger RNA of Penicillium odoratum, 291 nucleotides long. RefSeq lists its product as uncharacterized. Lineage: Eukaryota; Fungi; Ascomycota; Eurotiomycetes; Eurotiales; Aspergillaceae. The annotation marks the transcript as partial. The transcript has 2 exons. The record is from RefSeq and is a predicted model, not a curated record.
GAUUUUUCGGCAAUCCUCUUCAUACCAGAGAAGACGUCGCCAAUGCAGCUUUGGCACUUUUGUAACCGCUUCAACCCUAUUUCUCUCCAGGAAAGGCUCGCAUUAGCAUCCCUGUCUCCACGGGAGUUCAUUUUGAUGAAGCAGCUGCACAGCUUGAGGGCUUUUCCGUGGGAGGCCGCAGCUUUCAGGGACGGUUCCUGUGAUACUGCUGUUGCGGAAACCAUUCGGAAACUGACAGAGCCGUGGAUCGCGGGUCUGUUUACUAGUUCGAAUCCCGAUCAUUCAGAAUAA